Molecule: messenger RNA, 3690 nt
Organism: Stegastes partitus (bicolor damselfish)
Lineage: Eukaryota; Metazoa; Chordata; Actinopteri; Pomacentridae
Gene: ap1g2
Product: adaptor related protein complex 1 subunit gamma 2
Exons: 22
Biological process (GO): vesicle-mediated transport; intracellular protein transport
Cellular component (GO): Golgi apparatus; membrane coat; AP-1 adaptor complex
Source: RefSeq, a predicted model, not a curated record
GUAUUUGUGUUUCCAGCCAACUGACUGCCGCCGUGUGUUGGAGAAGGGUCGGCGGAACGGGUUUACUUCUUAAAUACUGUCAACUCCGUACAGUACACAGCCAUGUCUCCAUCAGUACCCCUGCAGGAGAUGAUCCGGGCCAUCCGCUCAGCCAGGACCCAGUGUGAGGAGCGAGGCGUCAUCCAGAGGGAGUGCGCUGCCAUCCGGGCCCAGUUCAGACAAGCCGACAACGGUGGGAGGUCGCACAACCUGGCCAAGCUGCUCUACGUGCACAUGCUGGGCUACCCGGCUCACUUUGGUCAGAUGGAGUGCGUGCGAAUGAUCGCCAGCCCGCGCUACAGCGAGAAACGAGUGGGAUACCUGGGAGCCAUGAUGCUGCUGGACGAGAAGCAGGAUGCCAGCCUGCUCAUCACAAACUCCAUCAAGAAUGUUAUAUCUGAAUCCCACUGUCAUGUACUCAGUGCAGCCGUGAUGUAAUGCUGCUGAUGACUUGCUCCGCUGUUCUUUCAGGCUGCUCUAUGCGCCGUUCACAUUGUGAGAAAAGUCCACGAUCUGGGGGAGCUGUUUGCACCCGCUGCCCGCUCCCUCCUCUCUGAGAAGAACCACGGUGUGUUACACGGUGCUGUGGUGCUCAUCACUGAGCUGUGUGAACGCAACCCAGAAACACUGGAGCGGUUCAGAAAGACAGUUCCAGAUCUGGUUCAGAUCAUGAAAGGUCUGGUCAUCUCGGGUUAUUCUCCAGAACACGAUGUGGCAGGAAUCAGCGAUCCCUUUCUACAGGUACGCAUCUUGAGGUUGCUGAGAAUCCUCGGGCGCAACAACGAAGCGGCGAGUGACGCCAUGAACGACCUCCUCGCUCAGGUGGCGACCAACACUGACAGCACUAAGACUGUGGGUAAUGCUGUGCUGUACGAGACAGUUCUCACCGUACUGGACAUCAAGUCAGAGAGCGGCCUCAGGGUUCUGGCUGUGAACAUCCUGGGAAGAUUCCUCCUCAACAACGACAGGAACAUUCGGUAUAUCGCAAUGACAUCUCUUCAGAGGAUUGUGGGGACAGACCAUAAUGCAGUGCAGCGUCACCGGGGAACCAUAGUGGACUGUCUGAAGGACCAGGAUGCUUCUGUCAAGCGCCGUGCACUGGAGCUCUCCUUGGCUCUGGUGUCAGCUACCAACAUCCGCUCCAUGAUGAAGGAACUGCUCCUCUUCCUCUCCUCCUGCCCCCCUGAGCUCAAAUCUCAAGCUGCCAGCGGCAUUUUUAAUGCUGCUGAAAGGUAUGCUCCCUCCCAGCGCUGGCACAUUGACACCAUCCUGCAUGUCCUCACCACGGCAGGGGGCGACGUAAGAGACGAAACAGUGCCCAACCUGAUCCAGCUCAUCACCAACACCUCGGAGCUGCACUGUUACACCGUCCACAAGCUGUACCGGGCUCUGCUCACCGACAUCUCUCAGCAAUCUCUGGUCCAGGUGGCCUGCUGGUGUAUAGGAGAGUACGGAGACCUGCUGCUGAGAGGAGAGUGUCAGGAGACCGAACCUGUGCAGGUCACAGAGGAUGAUGUCCUGGACGCCUUGGAAACGGUUCUACAGUCCCACAUGUCGUCCCCGGCGACCAGAGGCUUUGCUCUCACGGCCACCAUGAAACUGAGCACCCGCAUCACUGAUAACGUCGAUCGCAUCAGAAGCAUCGUCAGCAUCUACGGCAGCUGUAUAGAUGUGGAGCUCCAGCAGAGGGCAGUUGAAUACAAUGCUCUGUUCAAAAAAUAUGACCACAUGAGGGCAGCAGUGCUGGAGAGGAUGCCUGUGAUCGAAAAGAACUCUCCGGGUCACACCAACGGGGAGUCGACAAAGGAGGCCGUGAAGGAGAUCCAACCUGCCAAAGUCAAACAGGCGGAGACGCUGCUGCCACAACAGCCCACUAACCAGGUGUGUGAUCUCCUGGACCUGCUGGGAGGCUCUGAGGAGCCUCUGCAGCCCAACUCAGCAGCAGGCAGCACAGUCCCCGUCCUGCCCAUCAGCACAAGCAGCACUGCUGGAGGAGACCUGCUGGAUCUGUUGGGAGGCUUGGAGCCCGCUCCACUCACACCAGCUCCAGCAGUGACAGUGUACGAGAAAGGCGGUGUGACUUUAACACUCAGCAGUGAGAAACAGUCAGACUCGGGACUAAUGGUGACACUCACAGCCUCCAACUCCACUGACUCAGACAUCAGCAGCUUCACCCUGCAGGCUGCAGUGCCCAAGAGCGUCCAGUUACACAUGAAGGCCCCCAGCGGGGACUUUCUUCCUGCACGAGGCGCAGCUAAAGUGACCCAGAUGGUGGUCCUCAACAACCCAAACAAGGUUAAUCUGAAAAUGAGGAUCCGCGUCUCGUACACCAGCCAAGGAUCAGCUGUUCAGGAUACAGUCCAGGUCGACUCCUUCCCCGAACACUGACGGCAGCCAGUCGGUGCAACAACAACAACAUCAGUGUGGAUGAAUCAGCAGGCGUCGCCUCCGUCUGACGGAGUCUUUCUGCCGUCACGCCCUCCACGCUGCCAUCCGAACUGCUCUCUCUCAGAAAGCUGAAUCUGUUGUUUUUAUGUCUAAGGAACUCUGUACUUUCACAGGAGUAUUUUUCCCCCUCUUCUGGAACUGAAAUACUAAUAUAAUUAUAAGCACAGACUUUGGAAUUUGCAGGUGUAUAAUGGACAAAGUGAAGGAGGGAUUCCAGUCACAGCUGUACAUACAGAUGUUGUCCAUUAGGUACCAUUCAGGGUUUUUGUUUACAAGCUGCUACAGCCGAUUGUAUUCAGUGUUUCACUCCAUAAUGACACAUAUUUAGUGGCUUCUGUCAGUCGGUGUAACCUACUAGAUCAACUUUGCCCACACAUCACUCCACGUAUACUCCUGUUUAAAGUAGGUGAACACUAACGAAUGAGCCACUGAUAUGAAGCUGUUGUAUCCGGAACACUUGAUUUUAUUGUGGAAUACAUGGCUUUGAAGGGUGGAGGAUUUUAAACACAACCUUAUGUGCUGCACUCAUGUGUCUUCUGUUGAUUCCUUUUAUUUUCUUGCCUCAUUCAACUGAGCAGCUCAGAAUACCCAAGUAUCCAUUUCCUUCUUCAUUCCUGUGCCUUUCAUCCCCUCUUAAGAUGUAAUUAUAUUUAGCUUCAGAGACGACUGAGAAUAUUUAAAUGUAAAUUAUGAUCCCUCAUACGAGCAACACCUAAUUUUCCCCUGACAUAAAUCCCAUUGUCUAUUGUUUACAAAGGCUCCUAACAGACUUAUUUUAUUUUCUCAAGACUGUGUACAGUAAUGCAAGAACAAACAGAGGCACGACGCUACCUACAAGAUGUAUAUUUUAGAUAUUAUACAUAGAAGCACAACUAAGAGUCUAUGGAGAACACAGCCAUAAUGUAAUACAACCCCCUGUUGUUUAAAAAAAAAAAAAGAAAAAAGAAAAAGGUGGCUGUGAAAAAAACCUUUUAGUGAAGCGAGAAUUAAACUCAUUUCAUAAUCGCAGGCCUCGUUUAAAAACACUCAGCAACGGUGCUCCAAAUGGAUUUCAGUGGAAUUUCUACCAGACUGUUUCAUAUCACUACCUUGACUAAAAUGUAGAGAAAAAAAAAAAAAAGACCAGAAGGAAAUAUUCUGUCAGCUGUUUAGUCUUUGAAUCUUCAUUCUCGUGUUAUUUUCUAAUAAAAACCGUUUUCAGAA